CCAUUCUGUGUGGAAAUGAGAGAGCAGGAGGCCCUGACUCGUGUGCGGUCUGACUCUGGCAGAGGAGUGAGCUCCGUGGUACGCCGUUGUGUUCAUCGAGCUACUGGCCAUGAGUUUGCGGUGAAGAUCAUGGAGGUGACAGCUGAGCGACUGAGUCCUGAACAGCUAGAGGAGGUGCGAGAAGCCACGCGGCGAGAGACGCACAUCCUUCGCCAGGUCGCCGGCCACCCCCACAUCAUCACUCUCAUCGAUUCCUACGAGUCUUCUAGCUUCAUGUUCCUGGUGUUUGACCUGAUGCGGAAGGGAGAGCUGUUUGACUAUCUCACAGAGAAGGUGGCCCUCUCAGAAAAGGAAACCAGGUCCAUCAUGAGGUCUCUGCUGGAAGCAGUGAGCUUUCUCCAUGCCAACAACAUUGUUCACCGAGACCUGAAGCCCGAGAAUAUUCUCCUAGAUGACAAUAUGCAGAUCCGACUUUCAGACUUUGGGUUCUCCUGCCACUUGGAACCUGGCGAGAAGCUUCGAGAGUUGUGUGGGACCCCAGGGUACCUAGCACCAGAGAUCCUUAAAUGCUCCAUGGAUGAAACCCACCCCGGCUACGGCAAGGAGGUCGACCUCUGGGCCUGUGGGGUGAUUUUGUUUACACUCCUGGCUGGCUCACCACCAUUCUGGCACCGACGCCAGAUCCUGAUGUUACGCAUGAUCAUGGAGGGCCAGUACCAGUUUAGUUCGCCCGAGUGGGAUGACCGUUCCAACACCGUCAAAGACCUGAUCUCAAAGCUGCUCCAGGUGGAUCCUGAGGAGCGCCUGACAGCUGAGCAAGCCCUCCAGCACCCCUUCUUUGAGCGCUGUGAAGGCAGCCAACCCUGGAACCUCACCCCCCGCCAGCGGUUCCGGGUGGCAGUGUGGACCGUGCUUGCUGCUGGACGAGUGGCCUUAAGCACCCAGCGUGUCCGGCCACUGACCAAGAGCGCACUGCUGAGGGACCCUUACGCGCUGCGGCCAGUGCGGCGCCUCAUCGAUAGCUGCGCCUUCCGGCUCUACGGGCACUGGGUGAAGAAAGGUGAGCAACAGAACCGAGCCGCCCUCUUCCAGCACCAGCCCCCUGGGCCUUUUCCCAUCCUGGGCCCUGAAGAGGAGGGGGAACCAGCUGCUAUCACCGAGGAGGACGCCAUGCUGGCACUGGGCUAGCACUUCGGCCCCGGGGAACCCCACAGUGCAGGACUCUCCAGGAGGAGGAUUUUUAUCAUUCCAGCCCUUCUGGGCUUUGGCCUCAGGCCCCCCCAGCCUGGCCAGGCCUACCACUGCUCAUACUACCAUAAAGACCAGCCGUGUACACCUGUCCCCACCAGCCAAGACUUUGGGAUCGGAGCUGAGGGGGAAGGCAGCCACGCGCAACAGCAUGCCUGGCCUUGUCAAUGCUGCCUCUGCUGCAUUUGCAAUAAAAUCUGCACUCCGGAGGGAGCCAGUGCCCGGA
Leptonychotes weddellii (Weddell seal) is the source of this 1474-nucleotide messenger RNA. NCBI's taxonomy places the organism in Eukaryota, Metazoa, Chordata, Mammalia, Carnivora, Phocidae. The record is from RefSeq and is a predicted model, not a curated record.